Molecule: messenger RNA, 1368 nt
Organism: Knipowitschia caucasica
Lineage: Eukaryota; Metazoa; Chordata; Actinopteri; Gobiiformes; Gobiidae
Source: the annotation of a GenBank genome assembly
AUGAUAAUACAUAAAAAUACUCUACUCUCUCCUCUACAUCACCUCCUCUACACCACCUCCUCUCCUCUACACCACCUCCUCUCCUCUACAUCACCUCCUCUACACCACCUCCUACACCACCUCCUCUACAUCACCUCCUGCUCUUUCUCCUCUACACCACCUCCUCUCCUCUACACCACCACCACCUUUACUCUACACCACCUCCUCUCCUCUACAUCUACAUCACCUCCUCUCCUUUACACCACCUCCUCUCCUCUACACCACCUCCUCUCCUCUUCACCACCUCCUCUCCUCUACAUCACCUCCUCUCCUCUACAUCACCUCUGCUCUACAUCACCUCCUCUCCUUUACACCACCUCCUCUCCUCUACACCACCUCCUCUCCUCUUCACCACCUCCUCUCCUCUACAUCACCUCUGCUCUACAUCACCUCCUCUCCUUUACACCACCUCCUCUCCUCUACACCACCUCCUCUCCUCUACACCACCUCCUCUCCUCUUCACCACCUCCUCUCCUCUACACCACCACCACCUUUACUCUACACCACCUCCUCUCCUCUACAUCUACAUCACCUCCUCUCCUCUACAUCACCUCUGCUCUACAUCACCUCCUCUCCUCUACAUCACCUCCUCUCCUCUACACCACCUCCUCUCCUCUACACCACCUCCUCUCCUCUACACCACCACCUUUACUCUACACCACCUCCUGCUCUUUCUCCUCUACACCACCUCCUCUCCUCUACAUCACCUCCUCUCCUCUACAUCACCUCCUCACCUCUACACCACCUACUGCACAUCACCUCCUCUCCUCUACACCACCACCUUUACUCUACAUCACCUCCUCUCCUCUACAUCACUUCCUCUCCUCUACAUCACCUCCUCUCCUCUACAUCACCUCCUCACCUCUACACCACCUACUCUACAUCACCUCCUCACUUCUACACCACCUCUACUCUACAUCACCUCCUCUCCUCUACACCACCUCCUCUCCUCUAUAUCACCUCCUCUCCUUUACACCACCUCCUCUACAUCACCUCCUCUACAUCACCUCCUCUACACCACCUACUGCACAUCACCUCCUCUCCUCUACACCACCUCCUCUCCUCUACCCCACCUCCUCUCCUCUUCACCACCUCCUCUCCCCUUCACCACCUCCUCUCCUCUACACCAGGGUGCUCCUGCAGCCCACAGUGCUCCGCAGCCCACAGUGCUCCUGCAGCCCACAGUGCUGCUCCGCAGCCCACAGUGCUCCGCAGCCCACAGUGCUCCUGCAGCCCACAGUGCUCCGCAGCCCACCUCACACUCUUCAUUUGUAUUCUGCUGCGGUGCAAAGGCGAGACUCCGAUGACUGUAUUCAUAGGAGCAGAUGA